This is a messenger RNA of Rhinolophus ferrumequinum (greater horseshoe bat), 1088 nucleotides long. Its product is annotated as annexin A1-like. Gene Ontology annotation, biological process: inflammatory response; response to peptide hormone; positive regulation of neutrophil apoptotic process. The transcript has a single exon. The record is from RefSeq and is a predicted model, not a curated record. Gene Ontology annotation, cellular component: plasma membrane; cytoplasm. Bases 33 to 1073 code for a protein of 346 amino acids. Gene Ontology annotation, molecular function: phospholipase A2 inhibitor activity; calcium ion binding; cadherin binding involved in cell-cell adhesion. Lineage: Eukaryota; Metazoa; Chordata; Mammalia; Chiroptera; Rhinolophidae.
AAGAAGGUGGAUAAAAAGAAACUUCUUUAAAAAUGGCAAUGGUAUCAGAAUUCCUCAAGCAGGCCUGGUUUAUUGACAAUGAACAGCAGGAAUACAUUAACACUGUGAAAGGAUCCAAAGGUGGUCCCGGGUCAGCAGUGAGCCCCUAUCCUAGCUUCAAUCCAUCCUCGGAUGUUGCUGCCCUGCAUAAAGCAAUAAUGGUUAAAGGUGUGGAUGAAGCAACCAUCAUUGACAUUCUCACCAAGAGAAACAAUGCACAGCGUCAACAGAUCAAAGCAGCGUACCUCCAGGAAAAAGGAAAGCCCCUGGAUGAAAUUCUGAGGAAAGCCCUUACAGGUCACCUUGAGGAAGUUGCUUUGGCUCUAUUAAAAACUCCUGCCCAAUUUGAUGCUGAUGAACUCCGUGCUGCCAUGAAGGGCCUUGGAACUGAUGAAGACACUCUGAAUGAAAUUUUGGCAUCAAGAACUAACAGAGAAAUCAGAGAAAUUAACAGAGUCUAUAGAGAAGAACUGAAGAGAGACCUGGCUAAAGACAUCACCUCAGACACAUCUGGAGAUUACCAGAAGGCUUUGCUUUCUCUUAUUAAGGGUGACCGAUCUGAGGAUUUUAGCCUAAGUGAAGACUUGGCCGACUCAGACGCCAGGGCAUUAUAUGAAGCAGGAGAAAGGAGAAAAGGGACAGAUGUGAAUGUGUUCAAUACCAUUCUUACCACCAGAAGCUAUUCCCAUCUUCGCAGAGUGUUUCAGAAAUAUGCCAAGUACAGUAAGCACGACAUGAACAAAGUUUUGGACUUGGAGAUGAAAGGUGACAUCGAGAAAUGCUUCACAACAAUUGUAAAGUGUGCCACAAACCAGCCAAUGUUCUUUGCUGAGAAGCUUCAUCAGGCCAUGAAGGGUGCUGGAACACGUCAUAAAGCAUUGAUCAGAAUUAUGGUUUCUCGUUCUGAAGUCGACAUGAAUGAUAUCAAAGCAUGCUAUCAGAAGUUGUAUGGUAUCUCUCUCUGCCAAGCUAUCCUGGAUGAAACCAAAGGAGAUUAUGAAAAAAUCCUGGUGUCUCUCUGUGGAGGACAGUAAACAUUCCUUUGAUGA